CACUUCCUAACAACUAAUAACCCAAGGAAACAGAAAGCCACAGAUUAGGUUAAUGAAAACCGAUUGGUUUUAAAAGGCAAAUACUAAAUAAAAAAUAAAAACUUGUUUUAAAGGAAUUGUUAGGGCUACCAGUAAUUGUGCCAUUGGUGAUUUUGUUAUUUCUUAAACUUUACCCCUCCAACACACACACACUGAAUAAGCCUAUAUAAUACCUACGGAUGAGAUAUAACAUUUUCUUUGUGUGAGAUUAUACUGCUGCAAUAGUGAAAUGAAUGUUUCAAAUAUUUUAACACGUCUUUACCGGGGGAUCCUGCAGAUGUGCCCUGCACAGUAUUUGGAAUAUUGUAACUGAACUUUGGUAUAUUAUUCAUUUAAAAAGUUUACUUCAGAACUUUAGAAACCCCUAAUGUGUUGUGUCUGGUCCAGAUUUAACGUGUGUUAAACCCAUAUGCUUUAAGUAUGUGUAGAUGCAGAGUAUAAAUUUGACCUCAUUUAACCGUGGCCUGGUUUUCUUUGGGAUGAGCUCAACUGGUUUUUGAUUUUAAGGGGUACAUUUUGACUGAUAUUCUUUUUUUCUUUGAUUUUUGGUUAAAACAAUAAAAAAAUGAAAGAAUUUUCCCUCGUUUGAUGAAGUUUCUGGGACACCCUUUCAUGUUUACCUAAAAUGGUUUUAUAGUUUUUUUUAUUGUUAUUCUUUGGAAAGGGAUCCCCUCCAUCAUUGGUUUUACCUCCUACUUGUUUGUGCUUAAAUGUUUUUUUUUGAACAUGUAUUUCUUUAAGAAGUAUAAAUUGUGGGCCUUCACCUUGUCUUUGCUAAACCUGUUUUCUUGUUAACUUAGCGUUGUCAUAAUUUAAUGCUUUAUAUCUAUAAAACUGAGAUUGGUGUAAUUUUAAAGUAGUAUGACGACUGUUAUAAAGAGUAUAUGUAUAUUCAGAGAAAUGAUAUCAUUGCUGCAAGACCAACAAGCCAUGUUGCUGAGACCUAUGAAAUAAAGUGAUUCUGAUUCUGUUCUACUGGAGAGAGAAUAGUCUUGUUUGUCCGCUUUCAGAGAUCAGCCAACAGAGGGCAGCCACCAAACAGCCUCUCUGACGCGAUCAAAGUCCAAAUGUUGGGUUUCAGACUCGGACUGAGCUCUCACGUGUUUCCUCCAAAGGUUGGGAAGCCAAAUAAUAAGCGGAGAGAGGCGAUGACAGUGCUGCUAGCCGGGGAAAUGUUGCCGCUGUAACAGGAAACUUCCCGAAGCGCCGACUGCGGUCCAGAUAACAUUUAAGGACAACAACUUCAGCUGCUCUGCGGCCAUCAAGUCGACGCUGAAAGUCGCUGCAUUCACCGAGUUACAUCAUCCUAGCGAGAAGAUUUAAUGUUUAACGAACCCAAGGCCUGCAUUGCACCGUUUUAAUCAGCAUUCCCAUCUGACGCUGAGAACAAAGGGACCGGUGAAAUGGAGGACGAUGAACGUGCUGAGUCCGAAGGUAGCUGGGGCAGAGAACUCCGGCUGGUCCUCGUCGGAAAGACCGGGUCUGGGAAAAGCGCGUCUGGAAACACCAUCCUGGGCCGCAGGCAGUUCCUGUCGCAGAUCAGUGCCAGCUCCGUCACGCAGACGUGCGAGCGCGGCGAUGCCCAGCUCGCAGAGGAAGUGGACGCGGGGCAGGAAGGCCAGGCUGCCCCGUUGAGGAAGAAGAGGAGGAUAACGGUGGUUGACAUGCCGGGCUUUGGGGACACUCACCUCAGUGUGGAGCAGACCCAUGCAGAGAUAGCCAAAUGCGUCUCCCUCUCAGCUCCCGGUCCACAUGCGUUCCUCCUCGUGGUGCCGGUCGGACGCUAUACAGUCGACGAGAACAAGGCCGUGUGCCAGCUGGCGGACAUAUUUGGAGCGGACGCUGUCUCCAAGCACACUGUGGUUUUGUUUACCAGGGGGGACGACCUGGACGGGAUCGGGAUCGAAAAGUAUCUGGGAGAGACCGCGCCUGCCGGACUCAAAGCUCUGAUUGAAAGCUGCGGCGGUAGAUACCACGUGCUCAACAACAGAGACCCAAGUGACUCGGCGCAGGUCAGAGAGCUGGUGAGGAAGGUGGAUGAAAUGGUGAAACGGAACAAUGGAGGCUUUUACACUAGUGCGGCGUUUUUAGAGGCGGAGGCCGCCAUCACCGAAGAGCAGGACAGGAUGCUGAGGGAGCGAGGGCAAGCCGAGGGAGACGGAGAGGGGCCCAACGGUACGAAACGAAGAAGGCGCGAGUUUCAGUCGGGCGAAGGAGGUGCAGAGGAUUUCAGGGUUGAGUUAUGGACGGAGCAAAGCGGGGGCAAUGCCUUUCAAAGCAUCAGAGACCGGUUCAGAGGGAGGAAUCAGGGCAGGACAGGCAGACGUCCCUUCCGUUCAUCCUCAAGUCGCCUGAGGAGGGAAGCUGCUCUCUCUGCUAAAGUCCUGGACAGGGUGAAGAUCCUGGUGGCCGCCGGAGCGACGGGCGUGGCGGUGGGGGCCAUCUUUGGAGCGGCUGCCCCUUUGGCGGCUGCGGCGGGGGCCUCUCUCGUAGGGAACUCCGUUGGUUUUGCUGCGGGACAGUUAGCAGGGAUGUCCGUAGCAGGGGGCGCCGGUGUCGGUAAGGCCGUAGGGGCCGUAGUGGCCGCGGCCUCUGGAAAAACAGCGGUGGCCCUGGGGGCGGCGACGGGAGGGGUCCUGGGCGGCUCUGUGGGAGUCGUUGCCGGCACCGAGGCCACAAGUGCCCAGACGGGCGCUUUAGAUACCCUGGGCCAGGUAAGCAUGAUAGGAGCCUCUGCUGUGGGGGUGGCAGCAGGAGUGGGGUGCGCCAUGGGAGCGGGAGCUGCUUUGGGCGCAGCUGUGGAGGGAGCAGCAGCCCUCACGGGAGCAGAGACUGCUGCCUCGGCAGCUCAAGGGAUUGCACCUGCAGCGGCUCAGCGUGCGGUGGCCUCCGCAGGGGGCGGAGCCGCAGGAGCUCCUCGGUGCGCCGCGGCCUUGGCUUCAAGCGUCCCAGCGGGGUCCGCGUGUGAGCUAGCAGGGCCUGUGCUCGGCCACCUGGGCGCCGUCACAGCAGCUACUCGAAUCUUAAACGCAGUGGCUGAGAUUGGCAAAGCGGCAGCCGGAAUCGCUCUAGCUGGGGGUUUGGUGGUGAAGGUGGUGAAGGAGAAAGUGCGAUCUGGCACCAGCACUGCAGAGGCCAGUUAUUCAGAGAGAAAGUCAUAUGAAGUCUACUGGAACAAAUAAACGGAGGCUUGAGAUCCCUGUAAAUUAGAUCAUAUUGAUGUUCUCUGAAUGGAGGUGCAGGGUGCACUGGCAGAUCUGGGUGAUUCACGUCU
Molecule: messenger RNA, 3313 nt
Organism: Fundulus heteroclitus (mummichog)
Lineage: Eukaryota; Metazoa; Chordata; Actinopteri; Cyprinodontiformes; Fundulidae
Exons: 3
Coding region: 1443-3221 (592 amino acids)
Molecular function (GO): GTP binding
Source: RefSeq, a predicted model, not a curated record